AUGCUCCCAGCAAGGCAACUCGCCAAUCUGUCGAGAAGGUGCUUAUCGGUAACACCUUCCUUUAGCAUCCAGUUAACACCACAUCUCGACAAAGGUCACUCAAAAUGGCAAAAUAUCAAACAUAUCAAAGGUAAAAACGAUUUGAUAAAAUCAAAGGCAACUAAUUUACUUCUGAGAAAGGCGAAAGCAGCUAUAUCGAAAGGUGGAUUCGAUUUGAAAGUCAAUAGAGAGCUAGCAUCAGUCGAGACUGAGUUCAAAGCACAGGGUUUAUCCGCUGAUACAUUCAGAAAUUUCUUACAGAAAAUGAAGGAUCGACCGGAAGUAGAAUACACCUUCGAUGUCAUCGGACCUUCAGGAACUUUCUUCAUCGUUGUUGCCGAAACCGACAACAAGAAAGCUUUCGAGAACAUCUUGAGGAAAUAUUUCAAUAAGGUUGGUGGCUUCAGGUUGGCCGCUGAUUCUUCAGGUGUAAGAAGCUGGUUCGAUGAAAAAGGUGUUCUUACCGUCUCACCUGAGAGAGAUGGGAAGCAGUUAAAACUUGAUGAAAUUGAAGAAAUCGGUAUUGAGUUGGAUGUGGAAGAAGUUUCUAUAGUUGAAGAUGACGGGAAAAAAUUCGAAUUAUUGUGUGAACCAGGAAAACUAAUGUCAAUUGAAGCAGAGCUGAGUAAGCAAAAAUUCACCGUUGAAUCAGCCGAAGUUGAAUACAGAGCUAAACACCCUAUACCAGUCCAAGGCGAUGACGCCACAAAAGUUGAAAAGUUCUAUGAAUUGAUUCAGGAAGAUGACAAUACAAAGCAGAUUGCAAAGCUCCCAAGAUUAGAAAUGAAUGACUCGCAAAACGGAUCAACAAAAGUAGAAAUAUCGUCUUCAGAGAUCCAAUACGACUACGAGAAACACUCCACUGCUGCAAAAUACCUGAUCAAGUCUCUUUACCAUGUGUUUGUAUGCAUUCUCCGUGAACGGAAUGCCUUACCUAAAAGUCAUUUUGUUUCUAAACUGCAAGAAGGUCUCGGAGGUUAUACAGGAUUGAAUUAUAAGUAUGAAAUCAAUCGAAUUAUAAUGAAAACCUUUGAAUCUUUGAAAAAUCCAAUCAAGAACAAUUAUCUAAAAAGUUUCAGUUUGACAAUAGGUGGAGAAGAUGAUCCAAACAUCGUAUUUGAAGAAUUCAAAUUUACAAUUGACUAUGGUGUUAUUGAAAAUCUUAAAACCCUCGAUGCACACAAAGUCAAAAGCGAUCUUCGAAAGUUGUUGUGGUCAGUUCGGAUUAUGUGUUAUCAAUUGAAGAAGCUUCCUGAAGACUUGACGCUCAGUUUUCAAGCUGAAUACACACCGGAUUCACCGGAUAAGUAUCAGAUACCUAGGUUUACUCCGUGCCACCCUGUUUCUUCCGGGAAGAUUCUCGAUUCUAUAGGAGUGAAUCUCAAUGAAGAUUAUCACAAAGGUAAAUUAUCAGUUUGGUCGCAGUACGAGAAAAAUAAGCGAAUAAACGUAACCAUAUAA
Auanema sp. JU1783 is the source of this 1500-nucleotide messenger RNA. NCBI's taxonomy places the organism in Eukaryota, Metazoa, Nematoda, Chromadorea, Rhabditida, Rhabditidae. The record is from the annotation of a GenBank genome assembly.